Molecule: messenger RNA, 1429 nt
Organism: Ostreococcus lucimarinus CCE9901
Lineage: Eukaryota; Viridiplantae; Chlorophyta; Mamiellophyceae; Mamiellales; Bathycoccaceae
Exons: 1
Coding region: 1-1425 (474 amino acids)
Source: RefSeq, a predicted model, not a curated record
AUGCCGGGCGGUGCGGAGGACGCCGCGUGCGCCGCGACGCGCGUGCGCGGUGAACUUAACGCCUCGUGGCCGCGCGGAAGAACGCCCGCGAGCGGGUCGACGCCGCUCGUCGCGCUCGCGAAGAAUAUGUCCUCGGUGCUUCAACAUUUUGAAGCGGUGAAGACGACGGAUGCCGACGACGAGACGACGCAGGUGGCUUCGCUGCGCGCGUUUAGCGAGCGAGAGGUCGUGGUGGAUGUGUACGAUCGAUCGGGCGGGGCGACGCGAGCGGUGCGUGAGAAGUUGGGCGCGGUGGGCGGGACGCGGGUGCGGGAAGCCAGAGACGCGAGCGGCGACGGCGACGUCGGGUUGGUCGUCGUCGACGGGCAGGAAGAAGAGAGUUUCGAAGCGAUCGGCAAAAUUUUGAAGCAGUCAGGCGUGGCGUCGACGCGAGUGAUCGUGCUCGUGUAUGGGGCGGCGGUGGGGACAUUGGAGGAGGCGCGAGCGCGAGCGGCGCGAGAGACGCGAGCGCCGAUUGAAAACGUCUUUGCGACGUUUGGGAUUUUAGACGAGUCGACGAGCGAGCGGUUGGAUUCGUUGUUGAAGAAUCCUCCGCUAAGAUCGACGUUGGAGACGUCCGCUGAAGUGAGAGUGUCUGUGCCAGAACCGGUGUCGGCGUUCGCCUUGGACGACGAAGACGAAGACGAAGACGAAGGUUUGACUUCGAUCGCGUUGUCGGACGCGAAGGUCGAGCGUGAAGAAUGGGAAACGAUCGUUCGUGAACACGCGGAGCGAUGCUUCGAAGAUGCCGUCGACGCCACUAUGGAGCAGACGCGACAGUUUUGCUUGCGACGCGCGGAAAAGUUGGCUUUGCAGUACGAACCGCUGCGUAGUUCUUUAUAUCAACGGAUUAGAGGCGAGCGUUCGAAGACAAAAAUCGUGGAGCCGUCGAUACAGGCUCGCGUGGCGCCGCCAUCGCAAUACGUCGAAGAAAUGACGACGACACGUCCGUAUAAAUUGAAUUCCGCGGCGUCGCAACCACUCGGUAUCGAUAUGAUCAAGCUUCAAUCAGUGGCGAUUUCUGGUGUCGAGCAAGGCGCCGUCGUUGCGUCGCAGGCGGCUGAAAAGGUUGGCUCGUUCCUCAACUGGAUCGUAAGCGAGAAUGAAGAGAGCGAGGACGAGCGUAGACGACGAGUUGAGCACGAGCGCGUCUGGCACGAAAGGCGCCAAAAGUUGUGGGAUGCCGAGCGCGCGCAACGUGUGGAGACGCAAAACCGAGGCAAACACUCACCGACGGCGUCCUUCGUCGAAACGACGUCCAAGCUCGUAGACAUCAUAGACGGUUCGCUUGGCGGCGAAUCUCAGCUCGAUCAAGCCAACGCGAGGAUUCGCGCGCUCGAGGCUGCCCUCGCGCGAUACGACCCGUCGCACGAGCUGUUGCGCUAAACUA